AACAAACUGAUAAGAAUUUUGUGACGAUAAGAAUUCUCUGGACAAUUGAUCUUUACAUCUCAGAAUCAAUGGGCAUUUGCAUAAAGGCACGUAAAAUACUAAAAAUAUGAGGCAUUUGUGGGUUGUUACGUUUAGCUUAUUGGCUUUAUCUCACGUAAAGCCUUUUACUGCCAUAGCUUCGAAAAUGUACACUUGCUCCUCAGAGUUCCCAGAGGCAUUAAAAUUUUUUGAGCGCGAAAAUGAGUUAAUGCAUUUGCGUAAACGAAAGGAGAAUUUAGCUGCCUUCAAGUAUAGCACGGAUCUGACGGAAGGGAAUCGGCAGGCUAUGAUAGAGGUAGCCUCUCAAAACGCUAAAGAAAAUAAGGAGUUGGCAGAGUCUAUAAAGAAAAUAUUUAAAUACGAUCAGAUUACGGACCCUUGUUUGAAGCGACAAGCAGUGAUUCUGUCUGAUAUAGGUGCUGAUGUCUUAGAUUCGGAAGAUUUUGUAACUCUACAAAAUGCUAUCAGUAAAAUGCUUACCAACUACGCUUCGACCAAAGUUUGCUCUUUUGAAAAUCCAAAUCUCUGCAAUAUGACUCUAGAACCCCACAUACAAGGAAAACUAGGUCAAAGUAGGAAUCCAGAAGAGCUCGAACAUUAUUGGACUGAAUGGCAUAACAAGGCUGGCACACCAAUGAAAAAGCAAUUCACAAAAUAUGUAGAAUUAACCAGGAUGGCGGCUAAAUUAAAUAGUUACGAUUCCUAUGCUGAUUACUGGAAGCAUUACUAUGAAGAUCCUGAUUUUGAGAAUAAUGUUCACGCCGUCUAUAAAGCAAUACUACCGUUCUACCAGCAACUUCACGGUUAUGUUCGACAUCGCUUAUUUCAACACUAUGGACCGGAUGUUAUUGCAGUUAAAGGCAAUAUUCCCAUCCAGUUGCUAGGCAAUAUGUGGGGUCAACAGUGGGAUAAUGUUAUGGAUCUGCUUACUCCAUAUCCGAAUGCACCAACCAUCGACGUUACCGGUGAAAUGAAGCGUCAAGGGUAUACCGUGAAAAAAAUAUUUCAAUUAGGUGAUGAAUUUUUUCAGUCAAUGGGCUUGCGUUCCUUGCCAUCGAGUUUCUGGGAAUUAAGUAUGCUGGAAAAGCCGGAUAAGAGGUUGGCUGUUUGCCAUGCUUCUGCGUGGGAUUUCUAUGGAGACAGUGACGUGCGUAUUAAAAUGUGUACAGAAGUAAAUGCUCACUACUUGUACGUAGUACACCACGAAUUGGGACACAUUCAGUAUUAUUUGCAAUAUGAACAUAUGCCGACGCCUUUUAGAGGAGCAGCUAAUCCCGGUUUUCAUGAGGCAGUUGGUGAUGUUAUUGCCUUGUCGGUCGGUACACCCAAACACUUACACGCUAUUGGCUUGUCGAAAGUUGAUAGAUUGAACGAGCAAAGCCGAAUUAACGAGCUAUUCAGAUUGGCAUUAAAAAAAGUGGUCUUUUUACCUUUUGCCUAUGCCAUGGAUAAAUUUCGUUAUGUAGUAUUUAGGGAUGAAUUAAGAGAAGAGUAUUGGAAUGUAAAUUUUUGGCAAAUAAGAUCCGUUUUAUGUGGAUUAGAGCCGCCUAUUGAGCGAACGGAAAGAGAUUUUGAUCCUCCGGCUAAGUAUCAUAUAUCAGCCGAUGUCGAGUAUUUGCGUUACUUUGCCGCACACAUAUUUCAAUUCCAAUUUCAUAAGGCUAUGUGCCUAAAAGCCGACGAAUAUGAACCGGGCGAUCCAGAGAAGCCAUUAGACAAUUGUGACAUAUAUAAAAGUAAGGAAGCCGGCAAUGCUUUCAGUGACUUUUUAUCGUCCGGUAAUUCAAAACAUUGGAAGGAGUUACUGGAAGAUUUUACCGGUGAUACGGAAAUGAAUCCUUCUGCUCUGUUGGAAUAUUUUGAACCGUUAAAUAAAUGGUUAAUUGCAGAAAAUCGCAAAUUGGGCGUACCGGUAGGAUGGGAUGUAACUGACAAAGUUUAUGUACCAUAAAAGCUGAUUUCAUGGGGCAGAUGACCUUUGGGAUUUUUUAUUUCAUAUUUCUACUAACAGUUUGUAUUUGGCU
Glossina fuscipes is the source of this 2063-nucleotide messenger RNA. Its product is annotated as angiotensin-converting enzyme-related protein-like. Gene Ontology annotation, molecular function: peptidyl-dipeptidase activity; metallopeptidase activity. Gene Ontology annotation, cellular component: plasma membrane. Lineage: Eukaryota; Metazoa; Arthropoda; Insecta; Diptera; Glossinidae. The transcript has 5 exons. Bases 107 to 1990 code for a protein of 627 amino acids. The record is from RefSeq and is a predicted model, not a curated record. Gene Ontology annotation, biological process: proteolysis.